GGGACGGGACCUCACGUGACGAGAUAAAAAGCGAAAUAUUGAUGCAAUAUUUGGUGUAAUGGUUAGAGCUGUGCGCUAUUAGUGCAUGUGAUCAAUCAACUUCAUUCAGCUUUGGGUGGGCUUCUGUGGUGUAAGUGGCAAAUGCAGCGAAAGGGGCCAAGGGAUUCCUGUCUUGAUCCGGCUUUCCCAUGCCCAUAGACCCUUACGGAUAUUUGACGGACGAUGAAAUGACGUCUUUCUCUCUCUCUUUUUUCUUCUUUUUUUCUUUGCUUCUUCUUCCGUCUGUUUGGUAGACCGAAGGGUUAGUCGUCAUCUCCACCGAGUAAAUUCCGUCCGCAUUUCAACCGCCUGCAAAACAAAGGACUUCCAUGCCAUCGCUCCUGACGAUCCCGCCCGAGCUGCGCGAUCAAAUCCUCAAGGAAGUCCUCUUCCCCCCGGAACGCGAAUGCCCGGACUCCCCCACCGCCAGCCAAGACCGCACCAGGCGAGUGUACCGGUCCUGUGGCGGCGGCGACGCCACCGACUACCACGACGGCCACGACGUCUGGGUGCCCAGCACGCCCUUCGCCGCCCCAGCCCCCCACCCCCGCGCCGUCCUGCUCGUCAACCGCCAGCUCUACGACGAAGCGUCCGCCCUCCUGGCCAAAGCCGCCCACCGCGAGACCCAACACCGGCUGGACCUCAUGUACGUGAGGGAAUGCGGCCUCCCGUCGCCGCAUACGGUGAAGAGGCUCGUCUUCGAUGUGGCCGUCCCGCCUCGCGGCACGCUGGACGAAAACCUCGGCUUCCCGCGGGGGUCCGCCCAGGCCGUCAUGAUAGAGGCGUUCUGGAGGGGGGACGUCUCGCCGCACUGGCCGCGCCCGCCGCGGGGCGAGACACACCGCAUGGUGGCUGAGAAGAUCUUGGGCGUAAGUUGCAAUUCUGGACCGGUUUCUGUUUGUCGUGUUGGUAGGUAGGGUGCGGCAUGCGUUUUGUUCGUUGGUUUGCUUUGCUUUUGUCUUGCUUGGCUUCUGACUGUCGGCUGGGAUUGUGAUGGGGAAGCAAGCGGCGCAACAUGGCGUUUAGCAUCGGCAGCAUUGUACUUGAACGGCGCAUCGUCU
This is a messenger RNA of Sodiomyces alkalinus F11, 1100 nucleotides long. RefSeq lists its product as hypothetical. The annotation marks the transcript as partial. The transcript has a single exon. Lineage: Eukaryota; Fungi; Ascomycota; Sordariomycetes; Glomerellales; Plectosphaerellaceae. The record is from RefSeq and is a predicted model, not a curated record.